AUGUACUUAUUAAAAUUCCAGGCGCAAGCAAAUGCUGGUGAUUGGCCCGUUGAGCUUACUGUGCAAGAGUGCCCAAGACUUUUGAAGAAAGAUAUGAAACAUCUCUUCCCCGGAAUGCAUUUCGAUAAUGUCAAUGUCAGUGUGAUCAACAUUACUCAAAAAACUGAACAUGAUAUGAAGGCAUGGAGUGAAGAAAUGGAGCAGGAGCGUGAGAUGCUCACGGCUUCGUUCAUCUCUUCUGCAACUGCAAUCUGUACGACUCUACGUCGCUGCGGAUACUGGGCUGACUUCAUAGACCCUUCUUCUGGUAGACCAUAUCUAGGAAAGUUCACCAAUCACACUCUUUUCGAAACAGAUGAUGCUUACAAACAAAUGGGCUUCCGCAUCGAGGAUCUAGGUUGCUGUAAGGUCCUCCAACAUGUUGUGUGGGGUACAAAUGCGUUUGUUGGAACGCUCUUCACUGAUGCUCCACCGGACUGCACCAUUGUCAAGGAUAUCGUGCGCAAGGUAAACACGGAUGAAGCUGUUGUGAAUCAGCAGAAGUAG
This is a messenger RNA of Ostertagia ostertagi, 546 nucleotides long. The record is from the annotation of a GenBank genome assembly. NCBI's taxonomy places the organism in Eukaryota, Metazoa, Nematoda, Chromadorea, Rhabditida, Trichostrongylidae.